Messenger RNA from Osmia lignaria (orchard mason bee), 1331 nucleotides. Its product is annotated as protein obstructor-E. Lineage: Eukaryota; Metazoa; Arthropoda; Insecta; Hymenoptera; Megachilidae. Gene Ontology annotation, cellular component: extracellular region. Gene Ontology annotation, molecular function: chitin binding. The record is from RefSeq and is a predicted model, not a curated record.
AUCUGAAUUUCGAAAGAUUUGAAGAAUGCGUCGAUCAUCAACAAAGAUCAUCGUAAUUUUAAUUUUUCCGCAAAGGCUAGUGAAGGACAUCGAAGUGAGAGUAAGUUGUGUAGAUAGAAAGAAGAGGAAAAAGAUGAGCAAUGAGAGAAGAGAAAGAAAGGUAAGAGCGCGUGUUACCUCCGAUCAAUCUUGAUUCUAGACAGUUAUCCAUCGAUGAAAACGUGGCGAAAGUGGGGAAGAAACACUGGAUGUAGUGGGGCCAAUGGGGUAUACCCCCGUGGUGAGUUGCUGAAGAGCAGCAGUGUUUCGCGACGGAGGCACCAUUUCGAAAGGGGACCAAAAAAUAUAGAUUAAAAUCUCUCAGUGACGGUAGUGAUUCGAGUAUUCUUCACUGGAUUUCGUGAUUCGCAACGAUUGAACAGAGAGCUGAGAACCGAGGGUAGAAAUGAUGAGAGCAUCCCUUGUAACGAUAUUGGCCGUGGUGGCUGUAACACAUGGUGCCUUCAAUUGUCCAAUUAAAGAUGGUCAGUACGAGGAUUCAAAGCAAUGCGACAAAUACUAUGAAUGUUCAGACGGCAUAGCGACGGAGAAACUUUGCCCAGAUGGGCUUGUUUUUGAUCCUCUGAACCGUAAAGUGAACAAAUGCGACCAUGUCUUCAACGUCGACUGUGGGGACCGUCUUGAACUACAACCGCCUCAGCCAACCAAGAAGUGUCCACGACGGAACGGUUUCUUUGCCCACCCAGAUCCAUCCGUCUGUAACAUUUUUUACAAUUGCAUCGAUGGCGAGGCUAUUGAAAUCACUUGCACUACUGGAUUGCAUUUCGAUGAAUAUAGUGGCACUUGUGUGUGGCCUGAUAGCGCUGGCCGACAAGGAUGCGGAAUAGUGGGCAAGAAAUUGAAAGAUGGCUUCGAAUGUCCGAAAGAAAGUCAAGUCGACACUAGAGGAAUGGUUGUCGAUCAUCCUAAAUUUGCUCAUCCAGAUGACUGUCAAAAAUUCUAUGUUUGUCUGAAUGGUGUAACACCACGUGAACAAGGUUGUAGCGAUGGUACUGUUUAUAACGAGGAACAACAAAGAUGUGACGCGCCUGAAAACGUUCCCGGAUGCGAGGAUUGGUACAAGGACGAUGACAAGAAACCAUGAACCACCUUCUAAAUUUAUAUGUCCCGCAUCGGGAUUUUAAUAUCAUCCUGAAAUCACAUCAUUCUUGUUUCGUGUGUAACCAUGUGUGUGUUUAGAAUGUUCAUAAAUAAUAAAUUCUAUUUUACCUUAUUCCAUCGUGAUUCCCCUCUUCACAUCCAGAGUUUUGAAUAAACCUUAAAUGAAAUAU